AUGUCGGCCCGCAGCUCCCCCCUGAGCGACGUUCCCGCUGACAUGGAUGCCGACGACAAGACGGGUGUCAUCAAGAACGAAGCUUCUCUCGAUGCCGAGGUCAAACUUGAAGAAGUCGAUGGCCAGAAAACUCCCGAAAGCAAUCCUUUCGAAACGCCGGUUCCUGCCACGCCCAAGACUCCCAAGCGUUCUGCCCCCGAGACUGCCGGAGACGAGUCACCGGUGAAGAAGACGAAGGGAAGGGCGUCUCCCAAGGGCAACACGCCUGCCCGUCAGCGCAAGGCUCCGACCAAGACUCCGAACUCCGGACGCGCCAUCGCCACCAGCAAGGACGAGCUCUCGGCCGAAGACCGCCUCCUGCUCAGCAUGAAGGACCAGGGCAAGUCGUGGAAGGAGAUUGGCGAAGCGUGGGCGGCCGUCACGGGCACGGCGCCGGCCAAGUCGACGCUGCCCAACCGCUACGCCCGCCUCCGCGCCAACAUCACGACGAUGAGCGAGGCGGACCAGCAGAAUUUGAUCGAGGCCAAGGCGUAUGUCGAGCAGAAGCAGGAGCAGGAGAAGUGGGAGCAGAUCGCCCAGCGCAUGCAGGAGCUCGGCAGCGCGGAGAAGUUCUCGAUCACCGUGCUGCAGAAGCAGCUCCAGAAGAUGGAGGUUGCUAAGGCGCAGACUCCCGUCAACCCCUUCGAGGAUGUCGCUGAGUGA
Molecule: messenger RNA, 702 nt
Organism: Lasiodiplodia theobromae
Lineage: Eukaryota; Fungi; Ascomycota; Dothideomycetes; Botryosphaeriales; Botryosphaeriaceae
Exons: 3
Coding region: 1-702 (233 amino acids)
Source: RefSeq, a predicted model, not a curated record